AGAGAGCAGGAGCGCACGGACAGAGACUGGGGAGCAGCCCAGCAGAGCAGAGCGCAGCCCAGCCGUAGGGGUCCUGCAGCGCGCCCCUCCGAAGCCCAGGCCUGGGGCUGCGGUCUCUCUCCUCUCCCGCCUCCUCCUCUCUCCCCUCUUCCUCCUUCUCCUCCCCCUCUGCCCACCAGCUGCUCCUUUCUGCUAAAGCCACCCCCGUUCUAACCGUGGCCAUGUCGUCUGUGGCACUGGAGAUCCUGGGUCUGGGGCUGUGCAUCGUGGGCUGGGUGGGCAUCAUCGUGGCGUGCGGGCUGCCCAUGUGGCAAGUGUCCGCCUUCCUGGAGAGCAACAUCGUGACGGCGCAGACCAUCUGGGAGGGCCUGUGGAUGAACUGCGUGGUGCAGAGCACGGGCCAGAUGCAAUGUAAGGUGUACGACUCGGUGCUGGCGCUCAAGCCCGAGGUGCAGGCGGGCCGCGCGCUCACGGUGCUCGUGGCGCUGCUGGGGCUCGUGGCGCUCAUGGUGACCGUGGCGGGCGCGCAGUGCACCACGUGCGUGGCGCCCGGCAAGGUCAAGGCGCGGGUGGCGGCCGCCGGCGGCGCCCUCUACGUGAUCUGCGGCAUCUUGGCGCUCGUGCCCCUCUGCUGGUUCGCCAACAUCGUCAUCAGCGAGUUCUACGACCCCACCGUGCCCACGUCGAAGAAGCGCGAGAUGGGCUCGGCGCUCUACAUCGGCUGGGCGGCCACGGCGCUGCUGCUGCUCGGGGGCGGCCUCGUCUGCUGCGGCGCCUGCUCGGCCGCAGCCCGCGAGGAUCUCCCCUUCCCCGUGAAGUACUCGGCUCCGAGACGGCCCACGGUCAACGGGGACUACGACAAGAAGAACUACGUCUGAGCUGCGCGGAGGCCGGGGGAGCGCAAGGGACCGGGCUGGAGGACAGGGCGCGGGCGCACAGAACCCGCCUGCAGCCCGGCGCUCGAAGCGCAGGACCUGGGGGCUCAUGGGCGCCACCCGUGCCCCCUCCGACUGCCCAGGGCCAUCCUCUCCAGAGCCCGGGAAACGGACAGCCAAAGAGCCAUCUGAGGACCUGUGGGAGGGUAGGCUUUGGGCUGUGGGCACCCCCACCCCGCAUCCCCGCGAAUGCCCAGAGCCCAGAAAGGGGGGUCCAAGGGCCGGCGGUGUGGACCCUGCAGACUGCGGGGGCGGUCCAGCUGCCCCUGAGAACCACGGAGAAAGGGCCCUAGGAGCUGAAGGAGCGUGAGGGAGGGAGGAAGGGAGGGAGGGGGCCAUCCCGGUGGACAGCCAAGGUCACGCCCCCCACCCGCUGCCUCACUUUACAGACCUUUGUUCUGGAUCCGCUGAACGCAACUGCGCCUUACUCACUCACGCCACUAACCCCAGCCGGGCGAAAGCAGCCCCGGGCCCGGCCUUCCAGACUCUUUCUGCGAACCUUAUUUUUAUACUCCAGGUGGCACAGGGUAAAGGAGGAAGGGAAGGCCGAUUUCUCCCCGUUUCCCUACUGCUUGACCACGAUCCGGUUGCGCUUUGGGAUCCAUUAAGGGAAUUGGGGGCGUUACUUUCAGGCCCCUCCAAAGCUGACUUCUUGGUGCCGGGGAGUCCAAGGGCUGAAGCCCGAAUGAUAACGGGAGUGCCCCCCAGGGAGGGGGAGGCGCCUCUCGGGGGACUCUGUGCCCCUGUCUGGAGAGGCCGUCCUCUGGGAUAGCUUACCCUUAAAUUUGGCUCCCCAGGCGGUAGCUUUUUUUUCGACCUUUUGGGGUCCGCCUUGGCACCUCCCCCCCAGCCUGUUCCGGGGCUAGAGUUCAGCUCAAAGCCUGCGAUUCCCCCUUCCUUCCUUGCCUCCCCUCCCGCCCAAGGUAGGGGGGAAGAAAACCCACUAGCCUGCCCCUUCCACGCUGGGAGGGUUUGGGAAUGGCUCCUCCUGCCAAGUAUUUUGUAUUCCCAGAGAUGCUGAAGAAAGAAGUGUUCUCAUUCCAAAGAAUCAGUGUUAACUUGGGGAGACUAAUUGCCUCCUGCCGGCGGGGGCCGAGACCCUGGGCUUGAUGGCCAAGGGCUGGGUUGGAGGAACUCCGUCGCCUGCUUGUAGCUGGAGACGCUGCAGCUCUCGCCCUCCGGCUGAGCUGUGACCAGCGCCCCCUCCCUCUCUUGCCGGGGAGAACAGCUGCCCUCUUCCUCCAAAGAGAAGGUGGCUUCAGAGAAGGUGGCUUCAGGCGGCAAGAGGGCACCCCUUUGCAGCCUUUUGGACUUGUGUCUCAAAGUAGGAGCAGGCUGCUGGGGAGGGGCUGUACGUGGAAUGGGGGUGAGCUGGGGAGGGGUGCGUCGUGACUGCUUUGGGAUGGAGCGAAGCAGGACAAGCGAAUACCGCUUCUUAUUCGACCCAGCACUGAAUGUUACCUGUAACCUGUGCUCAGUAAAAGGUUUCAAUGUUCCCCUGUCCUGAUUCCUCACUGAUGCGGCACGGUUUGCCCUGGUUUCAAGCCUAGGUGUAGCAUGGGGGUCGGGAGUGGGCUGGGGACCCUUCCUGAUUCUGCCUCUACGUCAGCGUCACAUACGCACCUCCCACCCGAGACCUGGCUUCGUUUUAGUGAUGGGUCUAACCCACCUCCUCAUCGGCCCUCAGUUUCCUCCCACGUAAAAUACAGCUUCUGAGGCCCCAGCCAGCCCUGACAUUCCCUGUUCUAAAGCCACCCCAGCUUCUAGCUCCAGCUCCGUCUGUGCUCCCCAGAGCGAUAGUCUUUGUUCUCUAAAACCCCUCCCUAUUCUAACAACCUUUGUUUUAAAGGCCCUCCCUCCUUUGACAGUCUGGGAUUCUGUGUGUCUGAGGCUUCCCAGGAUUGCUGGAGAGAGGGAGACCUGACUUCCUUCCUAGUCACUUCCUGGGUUAAGCAGCCCAGGGAAAGGCAGUGUGGGAAUAGGAGGAGGAGCGGGCACAGGCAGGAGCUGGGUCCAGCCUGGCUGGGGGCGCAGGAUCUGAGUCAGGUCACUCGGAGCCAGGAGGGCAAGACCAAGCCAUGGAAGGGUGAGAACCCAGCUGACGGCAGCAAACCCGGUGCUGGAUGAGGCUCCGAGCCUCUCCAGCCUCUCCAAAGAGCAUUUCAGAGUUGGGAAACACAUUCACAUCUCUGCCUCAUCUUACUAUCACAGUAUUGCUUUCUCCUCUCUGCGUCUUUUUUUCUCCCUCGUGAAAGGAUGGUGUUCGACACAACCCUGAUUGAUUCGGGAUGCACCGUGAGGAGACAGCCUCAGAGCACAGAGCACAAAUUCCCGCUUUGGACAGCUUUUUGGACACACCUAGCCAAAGGGGAAUUUGGUUUGCGGGGCCACGGUUCUCUGUUACAAAAAGCAACAGGUGUGGGGGUGAAAUGUUAAAUGAAAUGGUUGAUAAGUACAAAACUAUAGGAGUUCGGGGUGCUUCAGAUGCCAUUUGGUCCAAGUUUACUUGAAAAAAUUUUGCUUGGGAUUUUUUUUUUCAUUACCCACUAUAAAAUGUCAGAUUGGGAAAAGUAGCUUUGGGAAUUUUUAGUUGAAUUAAAAAAACAUUGUUUUCAUGAA
Messenger RNA from Dromiciops gliroides (monito del monte), 3554 nucleotides. It is a transcript of the gene CLDN5, whose product is annotated as claudin 5. The record is from RefSeq and is a predicted model, not a curated record. Bases 222 to 878 code for a protein of 218 amino acids. NCBI's taxonomy places the organism in Eukaryota, Metazoa, Chordata, Mammalia, Microbiotheria, Microbiotheriidae. The transcript has a single exon. Gene Ontology annotation, molecular function: structural molecule activity. Gene Ontology annotation, biological process: cell adhesion; bicellular tight junction assembly. Gene Ontology annotation, cellular component: bicellular tight junction; plasma membrane.